CACAUCUGCUAGACGUUACGAUGUCGUUAGGUUCAGGCACGAGAAGCGCGGACUGGUUAGGGUUAGCCAAUCAGAGGCAGAAUAAGACGAAAUAAGGCGGGCCACGAGGCACAUCAUGUGACGUCUUGUGGAUCCAAUCUAGCAUCGACCAGUCAGCGGGUUGUGUCCAGAUGGUAGCUCAUUGAAAUAGACAACAACGUAGAAGAUAAACUGUCGGAGAGCAAGAGGGCUGAAAAGUGCUGAUGGGAAGACAAUAACUUCAAGGACAUUAACUUUCCCCAUUAAGCCAGUGACAUGAGUUCUUCAGAAGAGUUGAAACAGACUGACAGCGACAGGAGCCGACCUCAUCAGUGUCAGGAAUGUGGGAAAGGUUUCAGUCGGAUCUGCAGCCUGAAAAGACAUGAGCUCACUCACUCCGCGGAGAAACUGUUCCACUGUGAACAGUGUGACCGCAGUUUCAGCCAACUAAAGAAAUACACGCUCCACCUGCACAGCCACACUGAAGACGAAGCCUCUUACUGUGAACAGUGCGGGAGGCACUUCAGCAACCAGAGUUCAUACAAGAAGCACCUGCGGGACCACACCGGCCCCUACCAGUGUGACCAGUGUGACAAGACUUUCAGUUACUUCAGUAUCUACAAGAUCCACAUGCGUGUCCACACUAAAGAGAAGCCAUACUGCUGCGACCAGUGUCCCAAGAGCUUUAGUUUUUUAAGUUCGUACAAACGACACCAGCUGAGCCACAGCGGAGAGAAGCCGUACCAGUGUGACUUCUGUGGGAAGAGUUUCACCCAGUCGGGCCAUUUCAGUCUGCAUCUGCGCAACCACACUGGAGAGAAACCGUUUGAGUGUGGCCAAUGUGAAAAGAGUUUCAGUGACUUAAGUAGUUACAAGAUCCACCUGCGUGUCCACUCAGGAGAGAAACCAUACCGCUGUAACCAGUGUGGCAGGAGCUUCUCUCAGUUGGGCAAUUAUAAAUCCCAUUUGCGGAUUCACACCGGGGAAAAACCAUUCCGCUGUGAACUCUGUGAGAAAAGCUUCUCCAUUUCAAAAACGUACAAACAGCAUGUGCGCACCCACACCGGAGAGAAACCGCACCAGUGCAAAGACUGUGGGAAAGGUUUUGGUCGCCUGAGUAACUACAUGCGUCACCUUCGUAUCCACACUGGAGAGCAGCCGUUCAGCUGUGACCAAUGUGGGAAAUGUUUCAACAGUUCCUAUAGUUACAGCAGACACCUGCGUGUGCACACCGGCGAGAAACCUUACUGGUGUUCACAGUGUAAGAGACUGUUCACCCGGUCCCAGUCCUUAAAGAAACACCGCUGUGUUGCAAUAGAUGAAGAAGCACCGCUAAGCUGCUCGCCAGCAGCAGCAACACACGACGACGACGAUGACCAACAACAACCAACAAAAUAAACUACUACUAUAUUAUACCAUACUGUGUGUGUGUUUGUUAGAGCUGCCAAUCUUCCUCUAUAAUACCAUUCGAAUUUCAUGUUAUUUUUUAAUAUUUGAAUAUUUAAUGCCUAUGUGCAGUCUGUUAUAUGUUCUACACUACUCUUUUUGUCAAGGAUACUACAAGCAUGUGGUUGUAGUUCCACGCUCUGUCCACUAGAGGGACGUCUAACAGCAGCCUGGCCUUGCAGGGGACCUAUGUCACAGUGCAUUGCAUUUCUGGCACGCCGCUCUCGCUUUACAUUAUAUUCCACCACGACAACACAAAUCAACAGAACUCUGUGAUGAAAUGUUAUCUUACAAGUGUAAUAAAGCGUUUCUGUUGUAAGGCUAACGUUGCUUGGUUAGCACAAUGACGUGCUAACCGAGUGACCGACGUGAUUCUAAAAAGCACAGCCAAAACGGUUUGUUUUUAACUAGGUAACAAUAGUGUUAGCCACAAUGCUAAUGGCAUUCAUAACUAAGCCAGACGUUGCUUUCACUACUAUUUUAUUGAUUUAAUAAGCGACCUGUUUCUUGCACAUUGUCACAUUACUGAGAACAGAGCUGUUAGAAGGUAAUAUAUGACGUUGAAGCUAACUCUGACAGCUGUAGGGCAACUGACGUUAACUUUAGCUGUCUCCAUAAAGCUCCCAGCUAAGCUAACGCUGACAGCUGUAGAGCAGCUAACGUUAACUUUAGCUGUCUCCAUUAAGCUCCCAGCUAACGCUGACAGCUGUAGAGCAGCUAACAUUAACGUUAGCUGUCUCCAUAAAGCUCCCAGCUAAGCUCCUAGAACUUGCAAAGCAGUUAGGAAACCAGAAUGAGCUAUCUAUUGAUAGCAUAAGCAUUUUGGCUAGGUGGGUGGUUUUUAAAAGUCCUAUUAAAAAUAUUUCCCAUCCUCCUUCCAAUUUCCAGCUGCAACCUGUCACUCCCCCUGUCCUAACGUUACUCGGUACGUAACGUUAGCUCACAAUGCCUUGUGUUUCUCACUCCUGUAAAUUAGUAUUCAUCAGACCUGACAUGACAAGAGGGAGAUUAGCUUAUGUUAGCCAACCUAUUUAUAAAACAAAUCUCAUUCAAAUUGUAAUUUCAGUAUUCAGACAGCAUAGAUUUUUUUACUAUUCAAGUUGUAAUAGUUGGAGCAGUGAAAAGUGGAGCUCUUUGGCACAAAGGUAGAAGAGCCAUCAGGCUGUGGUUACUUACAUUGUACUUGAUAGAUACAUUCAUAGUUGGUUUGGGUCUCUUCAUGGGAGUCUUAGAUAUUGAGUAGAAACAUAAAAUACAUCACCAAGCUUAUCGUUUAACGUCUAAUUUAUAGACGCAAUCACACGUAUAUCCUAGUAGACCCCAGCUGCUUCAUACAAUUUAACGGCGCUCAUCAAAAGGGGGCAAGGGACAUAUAAGGGAUAGACUUUCCUCUCCUUUAUCUAAAAUGCAUGUUGGAUGCUUCAAAUUGAUGAUUUUGAGUAAUAUCUAUUUCUUUGUGAAAAGCCGGUGUUUACCAAUAACUGCUGAAGUUUGCUAGCCAGCUAGCUUGCUAAUGUCAUUCACACAGCUCAUAAUGUACUGCGUACUUUAUUAAAGGAGACCUUUUCUG
Molecule: messenger RNA, 3034 nt
Organism: Etheostoma spectabile (orangethroat darter)
Lineage: Eukaryota; Metazoa; Chordata; Actinopteri; Perciformes; Percidae
Product: zinc finger protein 239
Exons: 3
Coding region: 295-1416 (373 amino acids)
Biological process (GO): regulation of DNA-templated transcription
Molecular function (GO): RNA polymerase II cis-regulatory region sequence-specific DNA binding; DNA-binding transcription factor activity, RNA polymerase II-specific
Source: RefSeq, a predicted model, not a curated record